This is a messenger RNA of Manihot esculenta (cassava), 2417 nucleotides long. RefSeq lists its product as uncharacterized. NCBI's taxonomy places the organism in Eukaryota, Viridiplantae, Streptophyta, Magnoliopsida, Malpighiales, Euphorbiaceae. The record is from RefSeq and is a predicted model, not a curated record. Bases 186 to 2153 code for a protein of 655 amino acids. The transcript is spliced from 11 exons.
AUAACACUAAUAAUUAACACACACAAAGCACCCACAGAGACACUGUUUCUCUUUUUUCCUCUCUAUUGUGGAAGCCCUCAUCCAAGCUCGUUGCCUUCUCUCUGCAAAUUGAGAGAUUUUUGUAUUUGAAGCUUGUGCUUUUCCACUUGAAUAUAACAAUUGGAGAGUGAUUUCUGCUUGUAAUUAUGUCAGAGGUCAUGGUCUCAGCAGAUCCCUGUCCAACUGAGGAUGCUCUUAGUACAUUGUUGGAAUACUUUAUUGAUCCAAAACUACCUUCGAAGUCUUCAGCAAGGGACACUCCAUCACAAUUGGAUCAGGAAUUAGUUGCAAAACAGAUCCAUGCAGUUGUGUUGCUGUACAACUAUUACUACAGGAAGCAGCAUAUGCAUCUAGAAUUUUUAGGCUUUGAGAACUUCUGCAAGUUGGCUGUAAUUUUAAGACCCACCUUAUUGGUUCAUAUGAAGUUGAUGCAACUAUCUGAUGACGCUGAGCUGGAUGACAUGGAAAAACAGCUUUCACUAACAGAGAAAAAGAUUAUGGAUGCAUGUGAUAUAGCUACAAGUUUAGAUGCUUCCAAAAUUUCUCCAAGUAUAGAGGGAUGGCCAAUUUCCAAAGUUGCAGUUUUUCUAAUAGAUUUGAGAAAGGAGAAUUGCUUGCUGCAAUUUGGUUCCAUCACUGAAGGGGUUUGGUCAAUUAUUGAGCAAGACUUGGAACUUUCUAAUGACAAUUCAAAGGGUAGCAUAGUUUCAAAUGAAGUGGACAAAAAGAGAAGAUUUAUUAGAAAACCAUUGAGAAAUGAGUUGGGUGCUAAUGAUGCAGGUCAUAAGCAACGUGCAUUUUCAGCUAUCAAGGUAGCAACAGGUAUUAAUGAGAGAGAUCUUGUGGUUUUGGAGAAACAUGUUGUAUAUUCUACAAGUAAAGAAAAGGCAGCUGCCUGCUUUUAUAUAAUGCAGUGCACUCAACCAAACAAUCAUAUUACCCAAAUUCCCAUUAAAGAUGCUAUUAGCAGCUUGCAGGGCCCUUUGUUUGUAAGGAGUUCUGGCCAAUGGAUCCACACCUCUGUUGUCGAGUAUUUCCAUUUACUUCCGUAUGCUGAGAUUCUGUCUGACUGGAUUUCCAGGGAAGGGCUACCUGACAAUUCACAACUUCGAGGAGUAAGAUCCAAAACCAUAAAUACAAACAGUUCCCAAAUGGGUGAAAAACCUUGUGAGCCAGAAUUUCCUGAAAUUGAGCAUCUAGGCAGCAAGACGGUUGCUGGAUCAACAAAGCAGAAUGAGGAUGAUGGAUCUGAUGUGAUUGAGUUGUUUGACAAUUUUGAUGGACUCCACAGUGUGGAAGUGGAUAACUCUUUUGAGAUUCACACCCAACCCAAAGAGAAAGGCUCAGAUGUUGCUAGUAAAGUUCCACCUGUUAAUUACCAGAAAAUGACCACCUCCGCAGAUGGGUGUUCACAUGGUUUGACUGAUAGGGCUACGGUUGACUCUUUGAAGAGGCAGAGAAUUACUGAACGCAGAGGUGGAACUGUUGUGGAUGGAAACAAGCAAUGCAAAGAUAUCUCUUUAGUUCAAGAUGGGAUGCCAACAAAUGCUGGUGAUAUUGACAAAAUGCACACCAUCAUAGCUUCAAGGGAUCAGGAACUGUCACAAGCUGCUUUAAGAGUUAUUUUAAGUAAGAGAGCUAAAUUGUGUUUUCAGCUGCGUGACAUACAAGAUCAGAUUGCACAGUGUGAUAAAAGUAUGCAGACAAUUUUGAAUGGCGAUGAAGGUGAUUUGGCUGUGAAGUUAGAAUCCCUUAUAGAAUGCUGUAACGAUGUAUCCUUGAGAAGUCUUGGCCAAGAAUCUACUUAUCAACAUGGCAAGGACAAAUCCCCACCUAAAUUUAUCGACAGAAAGAGUUUGCCUGCCGAUAUAUCCAAUACGCCAAAUCCUUCUCAGGAAUUGGAUGAUUUAUGUUACCAAAACAAUUGGAUAUUACCAACUUACCGUGUGACUGCAAUAGAUGGUGGAUUCCAGGCCAAUGUAAUUUUGAAAGGGAUAGAUUUUGAGCAUUCAAGUGAUGGCGAGUUGCAUCCCCAUCCACAUGAAGCAAGAGAUUCAGCUGCUGCACUGAUGUUGGUCAAAUUGCGUAAUGAACCAAACAUAGUCCGGCAGUAAAAUUGACUUUAGUCGAAUUUCCUUGAACCUAACAUGGAAUCCCGACAGCUGGAUUGCAAUUGAAGAUUAGUAUCAGUUUUAGAGUUAACAAAGAUUUUAGCAUAUUUUGAUGUUUCUCCCAACCCCCUUCAGAGGAAAAAUAGAAAUUGGGGGAAAGGAAAAUAGAUAGGAAUGCUACACAUGUAUAUAACUAGUCCUUUGACCUGCUCGUUAUAACAGACUUAAAUUUCUUUCUUUAUGGAAAUGCCAAAGACUUUGAGAGGA